Syngnathoides biaculeatus (alligator pipefish) is the source of this 4766-nucleotide messenger RNA. RefSeq names its product SWI/SNF related, matrix associated, actin dependent regulator of chromatin, subfamily c, member 1a (gene smarcc1a). The record is from RefSeq and is a predicted model, not a curated record. Lineage: Eukaryota; Metazoa; Chordata; Actinopteri; Syngnathiformes; Syngnathidae. Bases 84 to 3509 code for a protein of 1141 amino acids. Gene Ontology annotation, cellular component: SWI/SNF complex; nBAF complex; npBAF complex. Gene Ontology annotation, biological process: positive regulation of DNA-templated transcription. The transcript is spliced from 27 exons. Gene Ontology annotation, molecular function: histone binding; nucleosomal DNA binding.
AGUAACGUCGUCGAACGGCUGCUCAGCGCAAGCAAGGCGGCGGAGGAGAAAGAAGAUAAACGCAGCGAACAAAAACACACACAAUGGCGACGGCGGCGACCACGGCUAGCGGGCCGACCACCGGCCCCGUCGGUGGAGGCGGUGGGACCGCAGUGGUGCGCAAGAAAGACGGUGGCCCAUCCGCCAAAUUCUGGGAGAGUUCCGAAACUGUAUCCCAGCUGGAGACAGUUCGACUGUGGAUCGGGAAGCACUACAAGAAGCACGUCCAGAAUGACUCGCCCACUAGCAAGUCCCUAGCUGGCCUGGUUGUGCAGCUGCUUCAGUUCCAGGAGGACUCUUUCGGACGCAAAGUCAACAAUCCAGCUCUCACCAAGCUGCCGGCCAAAUGCUUCCUGGACAUGAAGGCAGGGGGGUCUCUCUGCCACAUCCUUGGCUCGGUCUAUAAGUUCAAGAGUGAGCAGGGCUGGCGCCGCUUUGACCUGCAAAAUCCUUCCCGCAUGGACAGGAAUGUGGAGAUGUUCUUGAACGUGGAGAAGAACUUGGUGCAGAACAACUGCCUGACUCGACCCACCGUCUUCUUGUCUCCUGAUAUGGAGGCCAAGCAAGCUAGUAAGCUCAAAGACGCCAUUAAAAGGCACCAGGGUUCGAUCACUGAGGACAAGUCCAAGGCCACACACCUCAUUUUUCCGACUGUAUCGCAGCAGGACGAAGAUGAGUGGCUGCGUCCCGUCAUGAGGAAAGACAAGCAGGUGCUGGUUCACUGGGGUCACUACCCAGACAGCUAUGACACCUGGAUGGCAGCUGGCGAGGUGGAUGGCGAUGUGGAGGAGCCACCCAGCGCCGACCGACCGUGGAAGGUCCAUGCCAGAUGGGUUCUGGACACGGACGCCUUCAACGAGUGGAUGAAUGAGGAAGACUACGAGGUGGAUGACAAUAAGAAGCCCGUCAGCUUCCGCCAGAAGAUCUUCCCGAAGGAAGAGGAGUCGUCUUCCCGUACGCCCGAUCGCAAGGAGCGCAAGGCUAACUCCGCCGUCAAGAAGAGGAGGCGCUCUCCCUCCCCUCCCAGCACACCUGCUGAGUCCCGGAAGAAGGGCGGGAAGAAGGGAAGCCAGGGACAUUACUGGAAGCGGCGAGGACAUCGGGGCGAAGAGGAGGACACGGAGGACGACGUCACCAAGGACCUGGACGACUCGUCUGCUGGUGCUAGCAUCGAGGAGGGGAGCAUUUCUAAGAGUGCAUAUUCAAAGAAGGAUUCUGACAGCACACCUCUAAAAGGAGACAGUGGAGCAGACGUGGAUGACAUGGAGGAUGACUCUGUGGUCUCUGGUGGGAAGGAGGAUGAGGACCUGAACAAAGCAGAGAUCGGCCGUCUGAUGGACACGGGUGAGGAUAACGUGACGGAGCAGACGCACCACAUCAUCAUCCCUAGCUACAGCGCCUGGUUCGACUACAACUGCAUUCACGAGAUUGAGAGGAGAGCCCUACCCGAGUUUUUCAAUGGGAAGAACAAGUCUAAAUCUCCAGAGAUAUAUCUGGCCUACCGCAAUUUCAUGAUCGACACUUACCGCCUCAACCCCCAAGAGUACCUCACCUCCACCUCCUGCCGCAGGAACCUGACAGGGGACGUAUGCGCCAUCAUGAGGGUCCACGCCUUCCUUGAGCAGUGGGGCUUGGUGAACUACCAGGUGGACUCAGACAGCAGACCUCUGCCCAUGGGACCCCCGCCCACCCCACAUUUCACCGUGCUGGCCGACACGCCCUCUGGCCUCAUGCCCCUCAAUCACAGACCUCCGGCGGUAAGGUUGCGAAGUGGGAAACAGGUGGAGGCGGUGUGUUGCAGCGUGACUUUUCUUUGCUCGCAUCCUUCAAUGUUGCAGAUUCCACCUUCACAGCAGAUGGCCAAUUUCCCUGACAAGAUGAAAGACAAAGCCAUCGACCUCCAGAAUUUUGGCCUCCGCACCGACCAGUACAAGAAAAACUCAAAGGGUAAAUCAGUGGUGUCCUCUCGAGAAUGGACCGAGCAAGAGACUUUGCUUCUGCUGGAGGCUCUUGAGAUGUUCAAAGAUGACUGGAACAAAGUGUCGGAGCACGUGGGCUCGCGCACACAAGACGAGUGUAUUCUGCACUUCCUGCGCCUCCCCAUCGAGGACCCCUACCUUGAGAGCUCUGAGACUUCGCUAGGGCCGCUGGCCUACCAGCCAAUCCCCUUCAGCCAGUCUGGAAACCCCGUCAUGAGCACAGUCGCCUUCCUGGCUUCUGUGGUGGACCCCAGGGUUGCAUCCGCCGCCGCCAGGGCUGCGCUGGAAGAGUUUUCACGUGUGCGUGAAGAGGUUCCCGCUGAGCUGGUUGAAGCUCACGUGAAGAAGGUGCAGGAGGCAGCCAGGACCACUGGCAAGGUGGACCCUGCCUUUGGACUCGAGAGCAGCGGCAUCGCCGGCACUGCCCCCGAAGAACCUGAGAAGACAGAGGCCACAGAGGGCGACAAGACUGAGACGGACACAGAUUCCCAGCAGGGGGACAAGGCCGAGUCCAAGGAAGAGGCGGAGAAGCCCAAUGAGUCCGCUGAGAAAAGGGCCAAGAUGGAGCCUACCGAGAAGGUGAAGAAGGAGGCCGGGGAGGUGCUGGAGCAAGACGACGAGAGCGAAGAAGGGCACGACGCCAAGGCCACUCCUGCUGACAAAGAUGAAGACGAAUCCAUGGAGACGUCGUCGUCAGAACAAGAGAAGGAUGGGAAAUCCACCACAGAGGAAGGAGAGGAGAAGAGGAAAAAGGUGGAGCACGACAUCGGAGAAGGAAACAUCGCCACAGCCGCCGCCGCCGCGCUGGCCUCCGCUGCCACCAAGGCCAAGCACCUGGCGGCCGUGGAGGAGAGGAAGAUCAAAUCACUCGUGGCUUUGCUGGUGGAGACUCAGAUGAAGAAGCUGGAGAUCAAGCUGAGGCACUUUGAGGAGCUCGAAACCAUCAUGGAUCGCGAGAAGGAGGCUUUGGAGCUUCAGCGUCAGCAGCUAUUGACAGAGCGUCAAGCGUUCCACAUGGAGCAGCUCAAGUACGCCGAGAUGAAGGCUCGGCAGCAGAUGGAGCAGCAGGCGGCGGCGGCGGCGGCUGCCGCUGCCGCCGCUGCUCAGGGCCAGGGCCACGCCCCCGGAGCCGGACACCACCCCGGACCGGCAGGUAUGCAUCCCGGUGGCCCGCCUCCCCACCACGUAGGACCCCAACCUGGCGCUGCCAUGCACCCCGGUUACCCCGCCAUGGGUCACCAUCCCAUGGCGCCCCACCACCCGGGUCAAACAGCUCCCAUAGUCCCAGGUCAGCCACUGCCUGGGCGCAUGUUGGGCGGACCCCCCACUGCCGGACCCCCACCUGGUGGCAUGCCCCCCAUGAUGCCCCCACGCCACCCGGGAGCCCCCAACGGCAUGUACCCAGGCCCAGCGUCUGCGCAGCCUGAAGCCGUGCCCCCACUUCCUGUUGGCCCUCCGGCACCCUCUGGUGGCCGUGCAGCAGACAACUGAGACCCCAUUCCCUACACACACUCACACACACACAAACUUGCAGCCCUUUUCAUAUUGGCCUUAGCGACCCCAUCAAUAACACCAAAAAAAAAAAUUAUUACACACACACACACACACACACACUCAGGGCUGUUCAUUGGUGAGGGUGACACACACACACACUUACACACAUUGUUAAACACGUUUCUGCUGAGUCGGGCCUGAUGUGGGGGGGCUGCUGGCAAACACUGUAAAAAGUUACCACCUCCAACCUGGCGAGCGUCUACCUCGCCUCAAACUUACACUGAAUGUGCGCGUGGUCCUAUCAAACUUAAAAUUUUUGUGUGCGAGAGAGAUUGCGAAGAGGUGCGCGUGAAACUUGGGACGGUGCGAAUGAGGGUGCGCGCGUGUCAAAAAUGAAUUUUAAAGCGGCAAGGUGUCUGGCUGCCGGAGUGUGUGCGUGUUAAAUUUAACACUGAAUGUGUGCGUGUUCACCAUUGCGAGCCUCUCCGACUUUUCUGCGUCUGUCGACCCAAAAAAAGACGACAGAACCAAACAACGAUCUGCAAUUGGCCCAAAACACACGAAACGGAGGUUCACACUGGAGCCGACGCACACGCGACUGUGACGUCUCGCUAUAGCGCCUAAGCCCCGCCCCCUCUCUUUUCCUUCCUACCGCUGCCUACCUCGCUAGCCCCCCCCCCCCCCCCACUCACUUCCCGCGCUUCGGUCGGAUGAGCGUCGUCGGCCUUCACGUCCGGGACGUGUGCCCGUGUAGGUUGACGGUUGAAAGAUGGAAUAAUUUCCCACGCAGAUGUAAAUUGGAUUCAUCUUUUGAAUGUGCGGUCCACACACGCCAACAGACUGAACAGCUCGAACUGUUAGCAUCUCUGCUACCUCCUCUGCCUCCUCCUCCUGGCUCGCUACCUCUUCUAGAACCUUCCUCUGGCUUCUCUUGUAGAACCUUCAGCCUCUUAGCCUCCUGCUACCUCUGCUCCCCAGAUUUCUUUUUUUUUUUUUUCAAUUUCUUUUUUUUUUUUUUUUAAUUUUCCCCGUGACCUCACGCCACGCCGUCGCAGGCUUGUUCCACCACUGUUGCGUACAUGAUCUAUAAUGGCUACUACUACUUGUAUUUUUAAAGGAGUUCUUUUUGUCGUUGUUGUUGUUAUUGUGUGUGUAGAUUCUCUUUUGUGUUCUUUGUAGCAUUUCCUUUUGAUUUUUGUACCCGGUCCGUGUGCUACGUGGACCGACACAUGGCCAAUAAAAUGUUUUUCUAAA